Messenger RNA from Polypterus senegalus (gray bichir), 631 nucleotides. RefSeq names its product E3 ubiquitin/ISG15 ligase TRIM25-like. The transcript is spliced from 2 exons. Lineage: Eukaryota; Metazoa; Chordata; Cladistia; Polypteriformes; Polypteridae. The coding region runs from base 29 to 631 and encodes 200 amino acids. The record is from RefSeq and is a predicted model, not a curated record. Gene Ontology annotation, molecular function: zinc ion binding.
UUCUCUCUGCCUGCCUCUCCACAGACUGAUGAUGGCUGAAGCCCAGCUGUUUGUAUCACAGGAUGAGUUCACCUGCUCAAUUUGUCUGGACACCCUGACUGACCCCGUGUCACUGCAUUGUGGUCACAGUUUCUGUCAGAAGUGUUUAACUAACUACUGGGAUCAGAGCCAAGUGUGCAGCUGUCCUCAGUGCAGACACACCUUCACCACAAGGCCUGAGCUGAACAGAAACACUCUGCUGAAUGAAGUCAUCAAGAAAUUAAAGAAGACGGCACUCAGUUCUCCUCCUCCUCAGAAUUAUACCGGUCCUGGAGAUGUGGAGUGUGACUUCUGUACUGGGAAGAAGUUCAGAGCGGUGAAGUCCUGUCUAACCUGCAUGGCCUCCUACUGUCAGACUCACCUGCAGCCUCACUAUGAAGGAGACGCCUGGAAGGGACACAAGCUGGUUGAUCCUGAUAGAAAUCUGAAGGAGAAACUCUGUGAGAAACAUCAGAAAAGUCUGGAGAUAUUUUGUAAAACUGAUGAUUCCUGUAUCUGCAUAAUUUGUGGAAUGACUGAACAUGAUGGUCAUGAAAAGGUUGAACUGGAGACUGAAAGAGAAGGAAAAAGAAACAGCUGGGGGCGACACUGA